GGAACAGGUGAGGAACUGGCAGAACCAGAUUCUCCAGGUGUGAAGUAAGCAAUCUGGGCUUCUCGUUUGAUAGUUACAGCAAAUGGACAACUUUAUCUCUAACUUAUUUGACUUCACUGUUUGGCUUUCAAUUAACUGUAUGAGAACCAUAAAGAGAGCCUUUGGCUUUGACUGAUUUAACACUUGAUCAAGCAUUACACUCCAUGGCACUUGGAUUUUCUCUCAGACUAAGGACUCUACUACACUGGGUGGUAAAACAAGAACAAGACACCAAGGGGGAAAAGGAAGAUGAAAGACAGACUUCAAGAGUUAAAACAGAAAACCAAGGAAAUAGAACUCGCUCAGGACAGUCAGGUGUUUGCGGAAGAGGAACAAGGGGUGCUCGUCCAGCAAGCUGUUAUUUACGAGAGAGAGCCUGUGGCGGAGAGGCACCUACAUGAGAUCCAAAAACUACAGGAGAAUAUUAACAGCUUUGUGGAUGAUGUUCAACGAUUUGGACAGCAACAGAAAAGUCUAGUAGCUUCCAUGAGAAGGUUUAGUCUACUUAAAAGAGACUCUACCAUUGCAAAGGAGAUAAAAAUUCAGGCAGAACACAUAAACAGAGCAUUGGGUGACGUAGCCAAAGAAGUGAGAAAGUCAGAGGUUGAAAAUGGUCCAUCAUCAGUGAUCACAAGGAUACUGAAGUCUCAGUAUGCUGCGAUGUUCCGCCGCUUCCAGCAAACCAUGUUUCUAUACAAUGAUACGAUAGCUUUAAAGCAAGAAAAAUGCAAAACGUUUAUUGUCCGUCAGCUUGAAGUGGCUGGAAAAGAAGUUUCUGAAGAAGAAGUGAAUGACAUGCUUCACCAUGGAAAAUGGGAAGUUUUCAAUGAAAGCUUACUUACAGAGACCAGCAUCACUAAAGCACAGCUCUCAGAGAUUGAACAGAGACACAAGGAACUUGUGAAUUUGGAGAACCAAGUGAAGGACCUCCGGGACCUUUUUAUUCAGAUAUAUCUUCUGGUAGAGGAGCAAGGAGAGAGCAUCAACAACAUUGAGGUAAUGGUGAAUAGCACAAAAGAUUAUGUUAACAACACCAAAGAGAAAUUCGGACUUGCAGUAAAAUACAAAAGAAGAAACCCCUGCCGGGCCCUGUGCUGUUGCUGCUGCCCCUGCUGUGGCUCUAAAUAAAAGAUGCUACUUUAGAAACAUUCUCAGAGUUUAGGGAUAAGGUGUCCACAUUUCAGAGUCUUGACUUGGUUGUCUUCAUUUCAUGAGUCUAACCACAUAUAUUUAAUCAGUGUUACAGAGACUGCUAAAGCCAGUGACACAAUACAGGAAUCUACUUAAAAUUUACUGGUUAUCUAUUAGGUAAAAGUGAAGGAAAGAACUUACAUCUCUGGUAAAAUAUCGACUUCUAUUGGGCAUUUCUGUACUCUUAAGAUGAAUAUUCAAUUAAGUGAUACCUACUUUAUUAACCUGGCUUAUUUGACAGUAUUUUGGUAAUUGAGAGUUAUAUAAAACAAGGCAUCAAAAGAUGCCACAGUGCAUCACAAUGAAACUAAAAUGCCUCUUAAGUCUUUAUACCCAGAUAGGUGAGUAAGCUUGGUGAUCAUUGGGGCUUGGGAAAACUCUGUCAUAUAUCUGGUGAAGAAUCUAACUGGUGACAGGUAAGAGUCAAGCACGAGACCUAAGGGGAGGUAAGUCAGUGCUUUUUGUGAAGUUGGAUCCCAACAAGAAUCUGAGUUACAUACAGAUCAGAGAAAGAGGGCUUGAGAAAGUCAAAGAAAAAGGCAAUUGUGUUCUUGAAUGUGCGAUACCACUUUAUGAUAAAGCAAGCACUAAAGAAAAAAAGUAUAAAUUAAUGAAGAGGCGUAAACAGUCUUCGACCGUGACCCUCCAUCUGACUCGGUCUCCAGAGUGCUUGGAGUACACAGGAAUGCACCACUGAGCCCGUUCUGUUCUUGUUUGCUUGCUGAAGCUUCAUCUUUCAUUUCCCUGCUCCGUGUUGCCCUCUGUGCCCUCGCUGCACUGUCGUUCCUCUUUAAUGGAGUAGGCCACUCUUUCUGGAGUUUCUAUACUCUGUUGCUUAUGCUGAAAUAAACCUGUCCUUGUUAUCACCAACUUUAUAUUCAUUUGAACACUGACAUGGUCGGUGGGUGGAUGGAAGACACCAGAAAGGUAUUCAGUCUUCCUAUUCACGAAUAUGAUGCUUCUUCAUUAAUUUAUGCCUUUUCGAUUUUGUUUUUGGCAAACUUAACAUUUCUUACACAUGAAAGCAACAUGGUAAUCAUAAGUUUUUGUUUCUGUUGCUAUUAUGGAGGAGUAUUUCUUUCCCUCCAGUAAAUAUGUGCCACUGUUGUUGUUAAAAAACAAACAAACAAAUAACUGCCUUUGAGAAAGUCCUUCCCAACUGCUCAUCCUAGCAGAGCCAUCUGACAACUGUGUCAUCCCAUCAGCCUUACUUUACUGUUUUUACUUUUACUGGAACUUAAAUCCAUCUUAUGAA
Molecule: messenger RNA, 2485 nt
Organism: Mastomys coucha (southern multimammate mouse)
Lineage: Eukaryota; Metazoa; Chordata; Mammalia; Rodentia; Muridae
Gene: Stx19
Product: syntaxin 19
Exons: 2
Coding region: 289-1167 (292 amino acids)
Biological process (GO): synaptic vesicle fusion to presynaptic active zone membrane; exocytosis; intracellular protein transport
Cellular component (GO): synaptic vesicle; plasma membrane; presynaptic active zone membrane
Molecular function (GO): SNAP receptor activity; SNARE binding
Source: RefSeq, a predicted model, not a curated record